GUAUUAAGGUAAUCGGUGGCAUCAAGGAACUCACUGGAGAAGAAUAUGGAGUUUAUGUGAAGAGGAUCCUUCCAGGGGGUGUUGCUUACGUAGACGGGCGCCUGCAGCCAGGAGACCAGAUCCUGGAGGUCAAUGGAGAUUCCCUAAUUGGGGUUACAAGUGAGAGGGCCGUGGACAUCCUGAGGACGGCAUCGGCCACCAGCCACAUGCGCCUUCUUAUAGCCCGCGAUGACGAUGCCAGGAGGGAGUUCUCUGAACUGCUGGAGAAGUUUGGCUCCCAGAGCAACACUGGCUCAGCGCGGAGCUCGCCGAUCCUGCACGGCGGCAGUCGAUACCUGGAAAGUACAUCCUCAGGCUCCUCCUCGCGCUCUCAGAGCCCGCUGCUGCUGAGCCCUGCCAAUUCCCACGGCCCCUUCAUCGGGAACCUGGCGCACCCCCCUCAUGCACACUACUCCACUGAAUCAGGAAUCCAGAGCAUUUCUAUAGCAAAAUCCUCCGGCUUAGGGCUGACAAUCAGUGGUGGAUCUAACAGGCCUGAUGGCCCCAUGAUUUAUGUUCAAGAGCUUAUGCCAGAUGGUGACUGUUACAAGGUUCUGCAGUAUCUUGGUCUGGAUGUGACUGAGGAGAAGAAGAGGCAGCUACGACAAAGCUUGACCACAGACUCGCAGGGGACGGUGGCCUACGGAGAUCUUCUCCAAGCACUCAGGGAUCUGAUGCAGGAGGAGCUGGAUGAGGCUGGUCUGGAUUCCAACUCCAUGCUCUUCACACAGCACGAAGUGGCCAGUUUGCUGGAUACAUCGGCUUUUCACUCUCCGACCUUCGACUCUCUCAGCUGUAACGGCAAUGAGGAGCUGGAGCAGCUGCAACUGGAAAUGAUGGAUCUGCGGCAAGAAGUCCGAAGGCUAAAGUCUCUCCUGAAAGAGGUGGAGAACACCAAGAAGUCAAUGGAAGAUGAGCUUCAGAGACUGAACCAGAAAGCACUGGGGUUCCUCUCCGAGAACCGGACGCUGCACAGCAAGCUGCAGAUGGCAGAGGUCGUGCAGAGACAGGCUCAUAGUGCGGAGCAGGACUAUGAGGAGGUGAUCCACUUGCUGGAAGCUGAAAUUGCAGAACUGAAGAUGCAGCUGGCAGGGAAGAAAGCAAAACACAUCUCUGAAAUAGCGGAGGACAUCCUGGAACUGAAAAGACAGUUGUCCCUGGCUGACGGCCAGUUACGAAAAUCAGAAGUCUCACGGAAGCGCCUGGAGAUCUGCAAUAGGAAACUGCUUCUGUUUGUGCAG
This is a messenger RNA of Cariama cristata (Red-legged seriema), 1280 nucleotides long. RefSeq names its product syntaxin binding protein 4 (gene STXBP4). The transcript is spliced from 12 exons. The annotation marks the transcript as partial. Gene Ontology annotation, molecular function: protein binding. NCBI's taxonomy places the organism in Eukaryota, Metazoa, Chordata, Aves, Cariamiformes, Cariamidae. The record is from RefSeq and is a predicted model, not a curated record.